Messenger RNA from Meloidogyne enterolobii, 174 nucleotides. Lineage: Eukaryota; Metazoa; Nematoda; Chromadorea; Rhabditida; Meloidogynidae. The record is from the annotation of a GenBank genome assembly.
AUGGGAAGUAUUGAUACUCACACACUUGCCCUCCUUGGAUGCAAUGAGUUGUUUAACGAGUGGAAUGCUAUUUUACAGCAAAUACGUAAUUACCAAUUUGGGAAGGCUGAUUAUGUUGCCUUCAAAUAUAUUACCCUUUUGGAUGUUUGUUUUUAUCGAGGUAAAUUAAAAUAA